Messenger RNA from Neurospora tetraspora, 3474 nucleotides. RefSeq lists its product as uncharacterized. Gene Ontology annotation, molecular function: protein binding; histone methyltransferase activity. NCBI's taxonomy places the organism in Eukaryota, Fungi, Ascomycota, Sordariomycetes, Sordariales, Sordariaceae. Gene Ontology annotation, cellular component: nucleus. The transcript is spliced from 5 exons. The coding region runs from base 1 to 3474 and encodes 1157 amino acids. The record is from RefSeq and is a predicted model, not a curated record.
AUGUCGCAGAUCUCCGAUGCCGAUGUUAGUGGCAAACCAGAUACCGUUUCCGUACCCAGUCUAGAGAGUGCCAUCCGUUUGCUAGAGAACGAACAGCAAAACCAAGCUCGCCAACAGUUGCAACAAGAACAACAACAACAAGGGAUAACAGGGGCCCAACCAGACGCCAUUGUUGUGGUUCCCCAACAGCCCGCGGACCCCUCAUUGCCCGCUCAACAGCCUGUCCCUGACUCAACAGGUCGAUUUCCGCGCCGUGCACGAGGCAACAACGCCCCGGUAUACAACCUCGCGAGAUUGACCGGCACCUAUGUGCAUGGCAAACGCGCCUCGAAAGGUGACAUUGUUCUGCAGAAGAAACGGAAACCGAAAGGUAGAAAACUAGCGGCUCUACUGGCCCAGCAGGCUCUCGAAGCUGAGCAGGCCGCUCAGCAGGCCGCUCAGGGCGAAACUCCAGCAGACCCUGCCGCAAACAUCCCAUCUGUUCAACCAGCAAACCAGGAAACCGACAAGCCCGAUUCGAACGCGCCCGCAGACGCGCCCACGAUCCCGCCCCCCACGAUCCCCGAACCCACGAUCCCCGAACCCGCAAUUCCCGAAUUCGCUGCUAGUCCCGACAAAAAUGGCGCCGCUCAACCACCCGACGCCCCAGCCGAGGAAAAUCGCGUGGAUCACGAGAGUCUCGACGCGUCAAUGCAUGAAGCGCCGCUUGAAUUCCCUACAGAUACCGCCGAACUGAGCUUGACGACAAAAGCCGAUACCGCGCAAGACAUAAACACCAACACCAGCGACGCGCUGACUCCCGUUCUGCCAGUCGAUGUUCCCGACCAUAUUCCCGCGAUCGCACCGAGCGCAACCACAAAGCCUAGCACAAGGGGAGCCAAGGCAACCAAGAAGGACGUUGUCAAGAGGCCUGUCGGGAGACCCAAGAAACGCACGGCGACAAACACAGGCAAAGCAACCAGGACAGCCCUCGCCGAAACAGCCAAGACGGUCACCGCCGAGGAAGGUGGAACGAGCACUGUCGAUGAAGCCGUAACAAGCUCCCCCAAGGAAGCCGUACCCAACGUCGAGAAGGAAGCCGAACCCAGCAUCGAAAAAGAAGCGGAACCAAGCGGCACCGAAGAUGUACAAACAGGCACAUGGGAAGAUGUCCCAGCAGAAACAACUGGAGAUGUACAAACAAGCCCAGCCAAACAGGUCAAAGCAGUCAAAGCGAAGGGAGUCAAAACAACAAAAGGCAAGGCAACGAAAGCUGGGACGAUCAAAGCCUCCGCUGUAGUCCCUGCCACGCGCAGAGCGACGCGUCAUUCGGGCGUCCCCGUUGAAGACCCGAUCUUGCCAUUGAUAACACCGGCACCGGGCAAAAAGACCAAGAAGACAGCUGAGCCUGCUGUGACUCGUGUCCCACGGGAGCUGAAGCGCUUACGAGAUACGAACGAAUUCGUUGGCAUCGAGACUCGUCCGAUUCGAUACUCUGUUUGGAGCAACGGAAAGUACGUUAACGUAACUGAGGAGAAGGAGCCCACUGCACCAGCAAAGAAGAAGGCCAAGGUCGAGAGCAGCACAGCUACAGUGCGCGAAGAUAAGAAGGAUAAGACGGUGGAACCAGAGGCUCCGAUGAACACCGACUCUCCUCGUCCAGUCGUCAAGCAAAAGCGCGUAAAGAAGUGGCUUAAUAAGGGUCUCUACGCUGGCCAGCAGGCGCCUGAGGACGUCACCAAAAGUCUCACUACGCAAGAGAGGAAGAGGCUCCUGACUAUCCCAGAACUCGCAAAGAGUGGCCCACCAAACAAGGUCCUUCCACUGCCAAUUUUCAAUGGAUUGCGGCUGCUCAUCACAGGUCGUGAUUUCAAGCUGCCGUUUGAUGUCUGCCACCCAUUGCCUCCCGGACAGCCCAAGCCCGCCGCAUACCGCACCAUGACAAAGAACCGUUUCAUUGGCCAGGCCGCGGCGAUAUGGAAGAAGACUCCUCACUUUGAGGAUUUUGCUUCCAAGUGUGUAUGUACGCCUGAAGAUGGAUGUGCACAAGACUGCCAGAAUCGCGUCAUGCUGUACGAGUGUGAUGAGACCAACUGCAACGUCGGCAAAGAGUUCUGCCAAAACCGGGCUUUCCAGAUGCUCACAGAAAGAACCAAGAAAGGAGGUCGUUACCGCAUAGGUGUUGAGAUCAUUAUGGAGUACACGGGCGAGAUCAUCACCGAUGAGGAGUGUGAACGUCGAAUGAAUGAGGAGUACAAGAACAACGAGUGUUACUACCUCAUGUCAUUCGACCAAAACAUGAUUAUUGACGCAACUACCGGUAGUAUCGCGCGGUUCGUCAAUCAUUCAUGCUCCCCUAACUGUCGCAUGAUCAAAUGGAUCGUCUCUGGGCAGCCGAGAAUGGCGCUUUUUGCGGGUGACCGCCCCAUCCAAACUGGCGAGGAGCUAACGUACGACUACAAUUUUGACCCCUUCUCCGCUAAGAACGUGCAGAAGUGUUUGUGCGGUGCGCCCAACUGCCGAGGUGUCCUUGGGCCCAAACCUAAGGAAGUGAAGCCGCCCAAGCCUCCGAAGGCAGAGGUUAAGGGCAAGAAAAAGGCUGCUAAAAGGAAGCUUCGAGAGCUCCUAGCCAAUGGGAUGGACAAUGCUGUAGAGGGCGAGGGGAAGUCACCGAAGAAAUUGAAGGUGGGUAAAGCCCAAGCCGGCAAGGCGACCGAAGAUACAGCAAAGGGAGCUCCAACAUUUGUGUCGCGAAAGGUCUCCAAGGUGUCUGUCAGCGCCAAGUCCAAGGUUGCUUCGGCGAAGACCACCAAGGCGUUCACUCGGAAAGUCAGCAUUGCGACGACGAGAGUUGUCAAAUCCUAUUCCAAGAAGGGCGCCGCCGCGAAGAGCAAGACGAUCACGCUGAAAGCUCCGUCAAGGGGUUCCAGCUUGACCAUAGUCGCAGCUGAUGCAGCCGGCUCUAUCACAGCGGCAGGAACGACGGGGGCUGAAGAGGAGGUAGGAAACAAAGCUUCCAAGACAGCCAAGGUAACUCCCAAAAACACGCCCAGGGCAAAGAAGACGGCGGACGCUGUCCAAAACACUCCUGCUACUGCAGAGGGAGACGGCGGCUCGAUUUUUGAUGUACCGUCAUCUUCUUCUGCAAGGAAACGCGCCCCCUCCUGGAAGGUGCGCGACUCCGGCGUUAAAAACGUAUCAUCCCUCUUCAAGAAAGCCAGGAAAUCACCUGUCAAGAGCAAGGACACUGCCAGUCCGGCGGCCAAGUCUGUCGUUAAACCGCGCAAGGCUAUCACGAAGGCGAAGGUCACAAAACCGGGCAAGGCGAUGCCAAAGCUGACUGUCGCCAAGAAGACGGGCAAAUCCGUGGCCAAGCCUGCGGUAUCAAAGUCUGGCAAGGGAUCUGUCGGCACUAAGGGUGCGACUAAGAUUCGCCUCGUUAGCAAGCCGGCCGAUGGCCAGGACGAAAAUGCCGCUCCGGAACUGGUCGAGUGA